UGUCACGCUCGAGAUGCACUUUACAAGUGACCAUAACUUUGAAGUAUGUUGGCGUCACUAUGCGUGAGAUCAGUGGGCGCAGAUCCACUCGAGCCGUGUUUCUGUGAGUGGUCUGCGCAGUGAGGGUUAGAAAUCAGAUAUGUUACACUUCCUUUGAUUAACAAAGUACGGAACAUCUUUAUCUUUGUGUGUGUGUGUGCCACGUUUUAGUUUCACUUUGCUGGCGCUCAUCCCCGCGCGCACUAUUCUGUGGAUAAUACGUCCGAGCCAUGUUUUACAUUCAAGCGCGAGUGUAUGGAGCUAAAAUAUCCAAAGUACAGAGCUAAGGAGCUUGACAUGGUGAGGAAAACGUUUGUGAAAAAGGCCUCCAAAGAACUGAUCAAACAGCUCCUGGACGACCUUUUAGAAGAUGGUGUCUUGAACGACGGCCAGAAAGACUCAAUACUCGAGGAGAACAGCAGCACAGCGGACAGAGCCCGCAGUCUCAUUGACAAUGUGAAGAAGAAAGGAGACGAAGCCAGCAGAAACAUCAUCGCUCACCUUCAAAGCAGAGAUCCUUCGCUCUACUCUGAACUGGGUCUGUCCUCUGGUCGACCUACCCCGCCGGCUGCAGAGCAACAGAUGAAGCAAGGUUACUCAACCUCGCUCAUCCAUACCAGUGAGGCAUUCUGGAGGGAGAAACUGAAUGAUAUUUAUCCUGUGGCCAAAAAUUCCAUUAGCAAUCGUGUCGCCCUGCUAAUCACUAAUAUAAAGUUUACUAAUGAGAAAUUGAACAGAAAUGGAGCUGAGAAGGAUGAGGAGAACACAGAGAAACUGCUCACAUCGCUGGGAUACGAGGUGGUGAAACACACAAACCUCACAGGAAAGGCAAUCGAUGAUGCCGUCAUUGAGUUCUCUAAACAUCCGAAACUCAAAGAGACAGACAGCGUGUUGUUGGUUAUCAUGUCACAUGGGAAACUGGGAGCUGUCCUCGGCGUCGACUGGAAAAUGGAUGGUGAUGAAAGACCAGAUGAGUUCCCCAUCAACAACAUUUACAAACACUUGGGCCCACAUAAAUGUCCAGCGCUGCUGAACAAACCUAAGAUCAUCAUCAUCCAGGCCUGCAGAGGAGGGGAGGAAGGAUCGGUGCUGGUUAGAGAUGCUGCAAACCCAAAUGUGGUCUGUGAUCAUGCUGGUGAAGAAAACAUUGAGGAUGAUAAUUUGCGAUUUGUAAACAAAGAAAAAGACUUCAUUUCUCUUCUUUCCUGCACCCCUGAUACUGUCUCAUAUAGACACAGAGAUCAUGGCUCUUUUCUCAUGCAGUACGUUGCUGAGGUGCUGAACACCUUCGCACAUAAGGAUGACAUUGAAGAACUUUUCAGAAAAGUCAUGCAACGCUUUGAAGAUUUUCCCAUUCCAACCAAAAGACAGAUGCCGACCAAAGACAGAUGCACUCUGACAAAGCGCUUCUACUUCUUCCCAGGCCUCUGAGGCCGGAUUCACUUCUGUUUAAUUCCGACUUGUAGCCACAUUUCAAAUGAUGUGUGCAAUUGAGAUGCUACUUUAUGAAUAGAUAACACUGAUUGAGGAUUUACUGAAGGGGCCAUUUGGUCACAGGCUUGGGGACCAAAGACACAGAAAGAAAGAUGUAAAACAGUUUAAAAGUCUCAAAUCGACACCAGAGACACAUAAGUUAAAGAGACACAACUUUACAGAGACAUCUACAGUCUAUUUACAUAGACUGACUUCAAAGAGACAACAAGAAGAUACAAAUUGACAACGAAGACACAAAACAACCUUAAAGAGACACAAAACGACUAUAAAGACACAUCCGCAUGGUUCACAGUU
Cyclopterus lumpus (lumpfish) is the source of this 1827-nucleotide messenger RNA. RefSeq names its product caspase-1-like. Gene Ontology annotation, molecular function: cysteine-type endopeptidase activity. Lineage: Eukaryota; Metazoa; Chordata; Actinopteri; Perciformes; Cyclopteridae. The transcript has 8 exons. The coding region runs from base 295 to 1470 and encodes 391 amino acids. The record is from RefSeq and is a predicted model, not a curated record. Gene Ontology annotation, biological process: proteolysis; regulation of apoptotic process.